CCAGCACGUUGUGAAAACAAAACCAUACAUACACAUCUCUCGACUUAUACAAGCUUCCAAACACGUGACACGUGCGCAGCACAUAGAUCCUUCCCUCAAGCGUCCAAAACACGAUACGCAGCAUAGGUUUACCCUAAACGCGAAGGAGGGUUUUUGGCGAGCUCAAGUUAAGCAGCAUGGAUGUUAAUGCCAAUUCGCAAUCUUCGCUCUCCACCAGCCUUAAUCACCCUAAGGUGGCAGUUGCUGAAGAACUCGGAAAUUCUAGUAGCAUUGCAGGAGCAACAGCUGCAGGAUGUCUUGUGUCAGAGAAUUCAGAUAAUAUAAAUGAUUGUGCCUCAGAUAUGUCGUAUCAUGGUGAUGACAAUGAUAGUGAAGGGGAUGACGUUGUUGAUGAUGAUUAUGGCGAUCUCUACGAUGACGAUGAUUAUGAUUACAUGUUUGAUGACAACAGUGAUGAUGAGAAUAUUAAGAAGAAAAAACAAAAAUCAGGAAGUGAUGAUGAAUAUUUGAGUGUGCAAUUACAGUUUGACAAUGUAGAUUUGCCUCCUGGGGUGGAAGCUUCAGUUCCUGACUUUGCUGAUAUAGACAGCAAGGCUUCUGCUUCAAGGCGUAGAGCAAUACCUGCAAACUUCAGUUCUAAUGCAAAGGAGGGAGGCGGGGAGAAAGAACUUGAUGCGGUGCAGAAGUAUCUAACAUUCAAGAGAUUUGACAUUGUUGAUGAUUUAUCAGAUCAUUAUUACCUCAAACCUGAAGGCUUUAAUAAACUUCAGCCUACAUCAAGUUGGACAAAGAAAAUCCAUGACGAGUGGAAAAUUUUGGAGAGCAACUUACCUGAUACAAUAUAUGUUCGAGUUUAUGAGGGUAGGAUGGAUCUUUUGCGGGCUGUCAUCAUUGGACCAACAGGCACCCCCUACCAUGAUGGGCUUUUUACUUUUGAUGUUCACUUUCCCAAAAACUAUCCUGACGUACCACCUCUGGUUAAUUACCGUUCUGGAGGGCUUCGAAUUAAUCCAAACUUGUACGAAACUGGAUAUGUCUGCCUCAGCCUUCUAAACACUUGGACUGGGAAAGGGAGUGAGAAAUGGUUGCCCAACAAAUCUACAAUGCUGCAGGUUUUGGUUUCUAUACAGGCUCUAAUACUAAAUGCAAAACCUUUCUUUAACGAGCCUGGACAUGCCUCUAGUUACCGUGGAAAUGAGGGUGUGAAAAUGUCUGCUGAGUACAAUGAAAGAACCUUUAUAUUAUCCUUGAAAACGAUGAUUUAUACCCUCAGAACCCCCCCAAAGCAUUUUGAAGAUUUUGUUUCUGGUCAUUUUCGUGUUUGGGGACGUGUUAUUUUAAUCGCUUGUAGAGCUUACAUGGAGGGGGCUGGUAUUGGUUCAGAUGUCAAAGGUAACAUUGAGGAGUCAGGCAAGGGUGAAGCGAGCCAGCUAAAAGGAUUCAGGAAAGAGGUAGCUACAAUGUUGAAAUUGCUUGUAGAAAGCUUUAUUGGAAAUGGAUCAACAGACUGUGAGGAGUUCCGUCUUGCAGACUGACUAGAGUUACAUUCUGUGGUAACAUAGCAAACUUGAGGUUGGGUCAUAUAUAGUUUAGCCCUUCGCUAACUUUGUACUUGCUAGUUAAAGAGUAUAUAUUUAAGAAGGGUAAAUAGUUAAGGGAUGAUGAUUCUUGGAUUCAAGUCAUUUUUAUUUUUUGCACAAUGAUGUCUGGUUUAUAGCUGAUUACAAGACAGUUUUCUUUCAUUCAAGAUUCAUGACUUUAAAAAGUCGAUUUCUGAAA
Daucus carota subsp. sativus is the source of this 1779-nucleotide messenger RNA. Its product is annotated as putative ubiquitin-conjugating enzyme E2 38. Lineage: Eukaryota; Viridiplantae; Streptophyta; Magnoliopsida; Apiales; Apiaceae. The record is from RefSeq and is a predicted model, not a curated record. The transcript is spliced from 7 exons. Bases 177 to 1535 code for a protein of 452 amino acids. Gene Ontology annotation, molecular function: ubiquitin conjugating enzyme activity.